CUUGGUGUCAGGAUGGACCAAUCACAGUCGAGAUGGUGCUCAUCAGAGCGUUUACUGGGGUUCACGUGUAAAUCGAAACCAACAAUUCAUCUUGUGAUAAAAGCGCAUUUCUGAUCGCUGCAAACCAAAGCUUCUGUCUUUUAUCUAUCGGUCAUUUGGAGAUUCAGAAACCAGAAUGUCCAGCACUGUCAUACCCAUGACCUCUUCAACGCUCGUCAUCCAGCUGCAACCGCUAACACAAUCAACAAAUGCUCCUGUUUAUGAACAGCAGGUGGCAGGAGUUUCACCUCUUCAUGGACUUCAGGCAUUUCUCAAAGGCCAGCCGAAAGCCCUUGGGACGGUCCAGAUUAUGAUCGGUCUGCUGACUCUCCUGUUUGGCAUUGUGUCUACAGUUUUUGCAGAUCUUAUCUUUGUCGUUAGUGGUCUUCCUUACUGGGGAUCUGUCAUCUACAUUACUGCAGGCUCACUCUGCAUUGCUGCCGAAAAUAAAAUUAAUUCACCCUCCAGUUUGUGUUUGGUGAAUGCUUCACUUGGAAUGAACAUUUUCAGUACUAUAACCGCCGGCAUUGCCAUUAUUUUAACCUCUCUGGAUAUGGUUAUAGGGCCAUUCACUAACUGCUAUGAUUAUGACUGUUACUAUUUAGAAAGAAAGUAUGAGACUCUCUUCAGGGGAAUCAGAGGAGUGUUGCUGUUAUUCUCUGUGCUUGAGUUUAUCAUCUCCAUCUGUCUGUCAGCAUUUGCCUGUAAAGCCACUGGCUGCUGUUGCUCUCCUCAGGUGCAGUUUGCUCAAGUUUUAGCACCACAGCCAAAUGAUUUCCACAAUCUUAACAGCUCAGAGAUCCCUGUGGCCAGCUGCGCUUCCGUUCAUCAUCAUCUUGCAGAUGUUCCUCCACCAUACAAUGAAUUCAAAUAAACAUAAAUAAGUGGACAGUGUUCCCUUAUGAAACAAAUAUAUGGGAAGGCGUUGUAUAUUAAAUAAUGCUUUCCAUAUAUGGUAAACCAGUGCUUAUAUUUUUCAAUAUAUUGCAAACGCUGAUUUGAUGCAUAUAAAAUAAUACAUGGAAUUGUUUUAUUGAAACACCUGAUGCAUUCAUUCUGUAUGUAUUAUUUCAUAUAUUGUAAUAUACUAGCACAAUAUAUUAUUUAGUAUUUUUUUCAGUAUGCAUAAAGCAGUUUAUUAAUGGCUAGUAUACCACAUAUUUUCUUUUUUCAAGGGUUGUGGUCCUGCACUAGUGUGUGAUGAUUUUGUGUAACACACUUGUUUUUCCUCUGUCCAUCUCUCAAUAUAAAAUAACAAUAUAAACCGAGAGUAUAGAAAAUCAUUCAAAAUAAUAGUCUCUUGACAUAAAAACAUAGGAAACAUGUGGCACUUAUAACACUUACAAAAUAUACAGUUUAAAUGUUAUGUACUUACUUCACAUCAAGGAGAAACAAAAUCCAGAAUUGUAUUCAAUUUAUACUCAAAUGCUUGUUUACACUACAUAGUAAUAAAGCAUUAUGAUCGUUAUAACCA
Messenger RNA from Carassius auratus (goldfish), 1513 nucleotides. Its product is annotated as membrane-spanning 4-domains subfamily A member 4A-like. The record is from RefSeq and is a predicted model, not a curated record. Bases 176 to 913 code for a protein of 245 amino acids. The transcript has 8 exons. NCBI's taxonomy places the organism in Eukaryota, Metazoa, Chordata, Actinopteri, Cypriniformes, Cyprinidae. Gene Ontology annotation, cellular component: membrane.